AUUGGGCUGGCUGCAUUAUUUCUGAAUCCUUUCAUGAAAUCUCCUAUUACUGUGGGAAUCUCCGGAGAAUGGGGAAGUCUAGUGUUAUGGUUCAGACCGAGAGCAUUCUUCUGAAGACAGCGGCACAAUUAGCAUUCACAAAUUCAUUUCAAAAAAACGAUAUUAAUGAAGCAGCAGAAUCCAAAUUAUCUGUAACAGGGGAAACCAGGAGGAGGAAAAUAGCAAAUGCGAUAGAGAGGUUAGAAGCUAAAAGAUCGAUUGGCCUUAAUAUUAUUGACAAUAUUUAUUACUCUGUCAAACAAGCAAAGAACUUCACGGCAGAGGUUUCAAAAACAAUAUUACUAAAGACCAAGAAACAAACAGCUGAACAACCAGACUUGAAAAAACUUUCCAAGGGGACAGAUCACCACAUUUUCUCAAAAUUGAGCUCAAGGUUGUGCAAAUUUUGGAGUACCCUGCGAGCUCUAUGGGAGGAAUCUGCACCCUUUGAUUUGCCCAGGUUUAAUAAGUUUUUAGAAAAAAAAUACGAACUUAAAUAUCAUCAAAUUUUGAAGUCCCUGGCCGUCAUUGACAGGCGUGAUAUGUUUGAAGAAGAUGAAGAAAGUGGAUCUGGAAAUCAAAAAGUUGGUGAAAUUCCAUCGGAGGAAUACUCGUUGCAUGGGACCACACCUUCCAUUUUGACUGUACAAUAUAAUGCGUGGCAUUAUAGGAAUGAAACUGAGGCAUGGGCUGGUUUAGCAGUAAAAAUCACACAAGAAUUCGAAGCAACGAUGACGGUGGCCCACAAGUUGAGAACUAGCUGGAUAUAUAAUUGGAGAAACCACAGAGACAACAUUUGUUUGAAAGUGAUCUUCCCAUUCUUUCUUGCAGUAGUGGUGGCCAUCUUUCUCAGUAUUAUUAUAUGGUUGGUGCUCGGUACAGCCCAUAAUAAAGAUAUAAAGAAACUUAAAUAUGGAGGUGUACCGGCAUCCAUGAUUGUAGCUGCCUUGGGUUUAGGGAAGUCAGUCAUCUCUUUUGUGAAACCUAUCAGUCCACAAGUCGUGGACUACAUUUGUCUGCCAGACCAUAGCCAAAAGCUUGGUUAUCAUCAGAAGGUUAUUGAUGACAUCAAUUUUUUGAAAGAACACCUCUGUUAUAAACGCUCCUGGAAGUGGGAGGCGUUUGCUUUUAUAUGGUGCUGCAUUACAUGGAGUUGGGAUGAGAACUAUAUUCCAGGAACAAAGAUUCCAAAGAUGCCCCCUGCUUUCAGUGAUAAUCUUAGGAUAAUUGUCUUCGUCGACGAUCUCGAUCGUUGCGAAGAAAAUGUGAUUCUGCAGGUAUUAUCAGCAGUGAAUCUCGUUUUGGCCACUUGUCAGAUCAAUGUUAUUUUGAGCAUGGUAAACAGCAUGAUCCAAAGGGCAAUAAGAAGAAAGUACGGGAACAACAAUAGCAGAGCUAAUAACACGUCCAAUGAGGACUUAGCAGACAAAUUUUUAAGGAAAAUAAUUCAGCUGCCGCUACACCUACCUGACCCUAGUGACAAAGAGUCCAGGGACUUUUUGCAAAGCCAGCUAGGUAUGUGGGAUAGUAGAAAGGGGUCUGCCUUUAAAAAAGUCAAUACUGAUGCGCGUAGAAAAGCCAAUCCAAAGUUCCAAAUUGAAAUUUGGGAUCCAGAGAAACUGAGACCAGCUAGAGGAGAAACAAAUGAAUACUUUGCAGAAUCUGGAGCUGAACAACAAAGAGCAGAUACACCCAAACAAGGAUUAACAAAAACGGAAGAGCAUGACACAAUUGAGAAACCAGAAGGCUCCAGAGGUGAAGAAGCAAAGAUUGAGAUACACGAGACAAUCAGCAUUGAACAGCCAAUCAAAAUAGAUGAACAGCAAAAAGUAAUUGAGAAAGCAGAGAGGGUAUCUCCGAUCACAAAAAUAUACCGUUAUGUUUGUGCAUUACUGCAUUCGUGCAAUGUACGAUCAAACAAUUCGCAAUCCAGAGUUGGCGAAGCACCCGGCAUUGAACAGCGAAUCAAAAGAGACAAACAAGGUGAUCAAGAACAGCGAGAAGAGAGCAAGGGUGAGCGAAGUCUCUCCUUAAUAAUUAGUGCAAUGCUCAUCCCUAAGUAUACCCAGGGAGAAAUCAAUGCUUUUCACUUUCUUCAUGCUCGGUGCACACGCAAUAGAAAACUUCCCAGAGAGUGGAAAUGUUUGUUGGCAUACCAUCGGCUAGCAUGGAAUAUUUUGUCCCUAAGUCCCGACGUUGACCUAGUGGAAGGAUGGCAGGUUCAACUUAUUGUAUGGAUUUUCGUCUGCUGGGAAUGGAGGCACCUCAUAACAACUCUUAUACAAAAUUGGAACAAUCUUGGGAUUUUAAGAAAGUGGAAAGUUACAGAGGAGCAUAGUGGGCCUUCUCUGAGAGAGAUUGUUGAGCAUUAUAUCGAUGAGAGGUGGCCAGCUGACAAUAAGAGGGACAAUAUUCAGGGAGACAAUAAGAGCACCACAAAAAAGGAGCAUGAUGCAAUUGACAAUAUUCAGGGAGACAAUAAGAGCGCCACAAAAAAGGAGCAUGAUGCAAUUGACAGCCUCAGUAGUACUGAAGACGUGGAGAAGAUUAGUGACAGCUUGCCAGAGCAAAAUGUGAUAACAGAGGGAGAUGAUUAUCUCAGGGAAGUUCUAAGAAAGGUUUUGAAAGAUCAGGAGGAGAUGAGGGAAAUUUUAAGAAACAGUUUGAAAGAGCAGGAAGAGAUGAGGGAAACUCUAAGAAAAGAGCAGGAGGGGAUGAGGGAAGCUCUAAGAAAGGAGCAGGGGGAGAUGAGGGAAGCUCUAAGAAAGGAGCAGGAGGAGAUGAGGGAAGCUCUAAGAAAGAAUUCGAAAGAGCAGGAGGAUAUGAAAACUAUACUGGAAAUGAUCAAGAAGAAAGUUUUCGAAGAGGAAGAAGACAGGGUAGGAGAAGAAAACUCAGUGCAGCAGUACACAACGGCUGAGGAGCGAGAAGAAUGGAAUAGGCUGAAAGAAACAUUGCGGCGUUACAAUGUUUCAAUGGAUGGCAUUCAAGCAUUCCAAAAAUUUAGGUUCUACUGCAAGCCUGGAUAUCUUCCAUGGCCAUUGCCAGAACAAGCCUAAACUUCACCAAAUUUUUGUAUACGUUACGAAUUUAGGCAAGCACUCCUCCCAUGGAUUAUGCUUAUUUCAAAAUUUUUUUUUUUCUAGAAUUAAACUAUCUACUAAUUCUCUACUGAAGUAAAGUGGCUUGUUGGAACAAUUACUUGCAUCACUGAUAGUGUAGAUUAGGCAGAGGUUCAGUCAAUAGCAUUUUGAAGUUUAAAUUAAAUAGUCAGUGAAUAGGAGUUUAAUUAGUAGUAAAUUUGAAG
Cryptomeria japonica (Japanese cedar) is the source of this 3346-nucleotide messenger RNA. RefSeq lists its product as uncharacterized. The transcript has 12 exons. Lineage: Eukaryota; Viridiplantae; Streptophyta; Pinopsida; Cupressales; Cupressaceae. The coding region runs from base 69 to 3098 and encodes 1009 amino acids. The record is from RefSeq and is a predicted model, not a curated record.